UUAACAAAAUUUGUUAUUGAUGGGACUAGGCCUACAACUACAAGAACCUUGGAUCGCAGUUUCCACCGUCGCUCAAAAGUCGUUUUCUCGUACACUUACAAGAUUUUGAAAAUGUCAUCUUCGCCAUUAACAACACAGGAGCAAGCAUGUAUUAGUAUGAAAUUUCUUAGUAAAAUGUCUUUGAGAUAUCAAGAAACUUGUGCUUGGUAUCGUAAAUGGGUGGUUGAAAACCCAGAUGUCGUUUCUCAAGUGGAGAAAACAUUUCGUGUGCUUUCAUACUGCAUAACAGGUUUUACAGAUAAUGGCCAAAUUCUUUCAGAGUUUGUUUAUGCACUCUCCAAUCUCUUAGUGUUCUUCAACGACAGCAUCUUACGACGAGCCAGCGCUAGUCUGUCACCCAAGAUAAGUCUUUCUCAAGAUAGAUUAAGACGAUGGCUUACGAUCCUAGACCAUGUUGAAGUGUUCUUUGAGCUGGCCUCGAAGCAAGUAUGGGGUGAAACAGGGAAGUGGAUCGUCAUAGCUGCCAUUCAACUCCUUAGAACAAUAUUCCGUCUAGUCCUGCUGUGUCGUCUCAAAUCAGGCAUCCAAUCUUCACCUCCCAUUCCAAAUCUGAACCGCAAGAACCUUCCCCCGGUCCAAAGAGAACCCUCGGCCGAUGCGGAAGUGGACGGAGACCUCACGAUGGCGCCGUUCCCUCUCGGACCUGACCAACCCCAAUCUCUGACCUUUGAAGGUCGGAGGUCAGGAAGAGUUGUCCGCUCCCUGCAUGCUACUCCUGAUAUAGGCCUUCGGACAUGGAAGUUACCACAGACUGAACAGCCUAGCAGAAUAGAGGAGGAUCUUGGAAUGACAGAGCUUGCAGGCAUCUCACUAAUGGGAGAAACUCUCUACAUCAGCAGACCUUUAAUUCACUUAUCAAGUCUCUUUGUUUGGGGAUGGUCAUCAUGGAAACCGUGGUUACUAUCAAUAGCAGCAGAUACUAUCAGCCUUAAAAUGAUGCAGAGAGAUGAGAAAUCCAAGUUAAAUUCCAAAGAGAAAUCCGAGCUUCACAAUCGAAAAAUGAUGCUACUAUUCUACCUCCUUAGAUCACCAUGCUACAACACAGUUACAAGGACGAGGCUUAAAAGUUUGUUGCAGUCUGUCGGUGGCACUGUGCCUGGAGCAAGGCUAUUAACAAAACCCAUUCUGGAGUACCUGCCUGUAUGGCAGAAGAUCUACUCUUACAACUGGGGCAACUAAGGUCCUUCUGCAUGGUCUGUGUGCUGUUCUCAGGCAGAAGGACUCAAGUGACACUUCCUGUCCAUGUCACAAAUACAGGGAAACCUGUCUAUAAAGACCACCCAAGGGAGACAAGAAAAGUGGUCAUUUUAGGCAGGUGAUCUUCAUGUACAGGUCCUUUAGUACAUGUUCCAAUGAGAAACCAUUUUCAAGGGAAACAAAACAUGUGGUCUUUGUAGUCAGGUGGUCUUUCUAUACAGGUGGUCGAUAAAGCAGGUUUGACUGUACCUGUAACUUGCUAAGUCUAAGUGCUUCGAAGUAAACAUCGAAGUAAGAUCUGGCGACAAUUUCUCUGGGCUUUAUUUUGUCAAAGAUAUAGGAUUAGCGUUAAGUGUUAAAGUAACCUGGUAACAUUGCCCCAGAUUCUGAAACAAAAUCCUGGAUUUAGCUCAUGCUGCAAUCAUAAUUACAAUAUAACAUGAUAUCACAGACACUGAUAACCCGUAGGUCCACGCAUCUUGAUUUAUUUUGUCAAUGAUACAGGGCUGAGGUUAUGGUUGCCAUUGGGUUCAGGGUAAGCUGACAGUUAAGGCUUGUUCAGAUAUGGCCCGGGAAUCCGCCACAUUAAAAAUAAAACAUGUAAAUGAACGUCAACUUCGUGCAACAAAAGACGUGCACGUAAUCACUGAGCUCCGUGCUCAACAAUUUUAACAUCAGUCAGAGUCUGUAAGCUUUCGAGUUUGAAUUUCUGUCGUGAGAAACUCGCACAAAUAAUUUUAGAUUAUUAAUUUUUCAUUUUCCUCUUAUAUCCAGUUCAUCUCAUUCCAUUUUGUCUACUUCCCUUUCAUUAACUAACCUUAUGGUUCAAAAUGUUUCACGAUUUAAAUUCAACAUACCGGUAAGUCAAAUCAAUUCUCUUCACCAAACUAUGCAAAAAAUGUUUUAUAUACCGGUACUCUUCCUAAGUAAAAUUUUCUAUUAAUCAGAACUAUUUCUUGCGGUCCCACCAGUAUACAAGUAAUACACAGCAGUCAGGGCAUUAGUAAGAAUUACCCACACAAGGUACCUUUGGAACAGUCUUAAUACGCCGGAGGUGAUAGCCAAGGGUGUUUGGACUGUUUUGAAGGUACUGAGUGCGCAUAAUUUGACUAAUGCCUGAACAAAAUGAUGUGUAUUAUUUGUUUUAUAAGAUAAUGUUUCAUUUGUUUCAUAAGAUGAUGUUUUAUAACAUGAUUUUACUAAUGACCGAUCAUUAGCAUUUGAUAAUGACCGGUCAUUAUCAAAAUGGUGUGUUGGGCAAAUUAAAUGCCUGGUCCCUUGUACGAUCUCAACCAAUCAUUUGAUUAGGAUCCACAUCAUCAUCUUAUAAACUGGACUACUGUAAUGUAGAGUUAACCACCUGUUUGCAUCUCUUCAUGCUACUGUACUUUUAGAAGCUACCUUGAUAGCUUCAGAUAUCAGUAAAGUUGCCUAUAAAUGCCUACCGGUACGCAGAAUUGCAAUAAUAGAGUGUUUUGAUUCUUCAUGCUCUUAUUAAAGUUUCAUAUAUCAUGUUUGCCAAAUAUCUUAUAUACUCAAAUAUUCUACUCAAAAUGUUCUUUUGUACAGUUUUAUGCAUAUUCGGGAAAGGUUUUACACGUCUAUUUUGAAUGAUGUUGCAUUUGUAUAUUGGUAGGGUAUGUAGAGGAUUAAUUACAGCUUACGAUGAGCUAUGAAUAAUGUCAUAGCGUGUUGAUAGAGACAGUUGUGACAAGCGCACGUGUAUGCACUCAAUUCAAUCAUGGAGCUCCAAAUAGUUUCCUCCCACAUACAACCUCUGCAGAGAAAACUAUUUCAGCGCUCCAUGAAUUGAACCUUGAGUGCAUACCCUCGAGUGUGUCACAACUAUCUCUCUCAGUACACUAUGAGUAAUGUUUCCAGAGCCCUCUUUUGUCAAGAUUUAUGUAGUUGCAAAUUAAAGCCAGGGCGUCUUGUAACCAGAAAUAAUCUACAUGAAACGUUCCCAAACUUCACAAGGUUUUCAGGUUUGUAAAAGUUUCUUGAUGAAAAAAAAAAUCACAAAUGAGGGAAUAAUUAUUACUUUUCAAUUCAUGAAAGUUUCUUGCAGCACUUUUUGUUUCU
This is a messenger RNA of Strongylocentrotus purpuratus (purple sea urchin), 3339 nucleotides long. RefSeq names its product peroxisomal membrane protein PEX16 (gene pex16). The record is from RefSeq and is a predicted model, not a curated record. The coding region runs from base 112 to 1239 and encodes 375 amino acids. NCBI's taxonomy places the organism in Eukaryota, Metazoa, Echinodermata, Echinoidea, Camarodonta, Strongylocentrotidae. Gene Ontology annotation, cellular component: peroxisomal membrane. Gene Ontology annotation, biological process: peroxisome organization. The transcript has 10 exons.